AGACUAUUGAAAUCAGUCAAUAAUAGUUCAUGUCAAAUGCUGCUAACACUCACCCCAGCAAAUCUGAAGGGUGUUCAAGGAUACUUUAACAGCCAAAUUAUGUUACGUUGAGUGUUUGUUUGCAUGUUUUGUACGAUAAAUCCAGGUGUUUAAAAAAAAAAAAAAAACAUUCUUACAUCAUACAAAACAGAACGCAGGUAUUAACGAGAAAAUAAAUGGUAAAUCCAGGUGGUGUUUCGUUCCUAUGGCAUAGGGAUGACAUGACACUCCCUACAACUUGGUAAGUACUUAGCUCUAUCCAACGAAAAUUAUGGAAUGAAACUAUUUAUUUUCAUAUUUCCAUUCAAGUGUGUUUCUGUAUCUACUUGUAGUUUCGAACCACUCCAAGCCAGAAGAGGGCGCUACAGGUUCAGAUUGCCACUCUUCCCACGGUCCCGCCAGUCACUUCUGAUUUGCUGUAGUAUUGUGAUAUGAAACCAAGAUGGCGUCUACGGAAAGCUAGUUACAUUUGUAGACACAUUUAUAUUUAACGCAUAAUGUUUUUUUAAAUUUAGUUUGUUAUAUGCCAGUACUAAAUGAACAAUACAUUCUGACAGAUUGGGCCGAGAGUGGUGUUGCUAAAAAAUGGAGGGCUAGCUAGCAUGAUAGCAGUUGCAUCUAGCUAGUACGCGACCAGUUUAGUACGGCAAUGACUUGUGAAUCGAAUAGCUAACUUGCUGUAUUAGCUCCUCUAAAAGCAUGACGGAGGCUCCGAGUGAGGACGAACUGCGGCCGGUGCCACGUGAGCGGGCGAUUCUGGAGAGUUUCUUCACGCAGCUCGGAAUGUUCUCGUUCGACCGGGCGAAGGACUAUGUGGAGAAAGAGAAGGACAGCAGCAAGAGCGCAGGGGCCAUUUGGGCCGCUCUCCUCGCCGCCUUCGCACACCUUUCCGCAGCGGAGAAGGCCUAUCACAACAUGACGUUCCUGGGACAAAAGCUGGGCGGCCAGUCGUUCUUCAGCCGCAAGGACUCCAUCCGCACCAUCUACACCUCCCUGUUCAACGCGCUGAGGAAGGUGGUGACCAUGGGGCGCCACGCCCAGCCAGGCUCCCCUCCCUACCUGGAGGACCUGCUGUCUCACCUGUCGGAGCAGCUGUGCCACUUCACCCAGGCCCGCAUGGAGAUGGCUGACCUGUACGAGAAGAUGCAUGCGCUGGGCAGCCAGAAGAACAUCAACUCUGAGGAGCUGGUCGCAACCCUCGAGGCGGUGGUGCAGAAAUACAGCUCCAGAUUCCACCACCCCAUCCUGGGCCGCUUGGAGGGGGGCUUCCAGACAGAGGUGGAUGUGGUGACACAGCUCCUGCGCUGCCAGGCCCAGGUGUCAGAGUGGCACUUCCUGCCCGCCCUGCUCAGCCUGCAUGGGGCUAGCUCUAAGCUGACCGCCUGGGGACAGCUCUUCCAGCGCCAGAGGGAGACCCGCAAGCACCUGUUCGGAGGCCAGUCCCAGAAAGCCGUGCAGCCGCCCCACCUGUACGUGUGGCUGCAGGGCUUCCAGGGGGCGCUCCUUGCUAAGUUCAGCUUCUACUUCCAUGAGGCGCUGAGCCGCCAGACGGUGUCCACAGACAUGAAGGCCCUGACGGCACGCACGGCUCCUGAUUACCACGGCAAGAUCUGUUCGUUUAUCCGCAAACACGAUGCCAACAACGUGUCGCUGGUGUUCGACAACCGCGGCUUGGACAGCUUCCAGGGCCACGGCUACCACCACCCGCACUCGUACCGCGAGGCGCCCAAGGGGGUGGAGCAGUUCCCCGCCGUGGUGUCCCUUCCCGGGGGUGAGCGGCCGCUCACGCACUGGCCCAACGUCAUCAUGAUGAUGGGCGACUUCGAGGCGGAGCUCAACACGCCGGACAAGGUGGUACACUUCUAUGACGACAAAGUCCAGAGCACUUACUACCUGACCCGACCGGAAUCACACUUCACCCUGGUGGUCAUCUUCGACGGUAGGAAGUCCGAGAAGGACUCGCACAUCACCGCCUUCCUGCAGGAGAUCUCUGGCUCACUGAGGAACUCCAAACCAUUCAGCACCCUCAAACCUGGCUCCAAGGGCUGAGAGAGAGAUGCCCUACUUCAUAUACAUCAUAAACUGACUGUGUCCCCAUAAGGGGUAGAUGGGUGUGUGCGUGUAACUUUAUAACAGAGAGACCAGGCAUUGUUCCAUAGACAGGAUGAACAAGUUGUCUAAUCAUUAGGAAAGCUUCCAGUGACAUUGUUGCAACAUUCUGAUUGGUUUUAGCUUCUUAAUAUGGGCGGCCAGGAUCUUUUGCUUUACUACUUGAAAUAUAAUUAGAACCUCAACGUUGGCUUGUUUUAAUUCAGAGAAUGGCUUCAAUCCGUGGUCCAACUGCUUGUUCUGUUGAGCAUCAUGAUUGGAAUCUUUUAGUUUGUUUUGUAAAAUCAGUUCUAGACCAAAAGAGAUGCGUCACUGACGCAGUGUGGCCUUCUCACAGUGAACUGACUGAGACAUUUAACCUGAUUCUAUUCCAAUCACAGGCCAGACAACUUCCUACCCGUCAGAGAUAUAAUGGUGCAAUGUACUGAAAAAGCCUUUGCUUAAUAUGUAUACUUGUUAACAUUGAUGUUUGUUUACCGUCAACAGAAGUGCUUAAUUUGUUUAGUUUUUUCCUCGUAUGUCAUCCUCUAUUUAGUUGUACUUAUCUGUUUAAUUCCCAAAUGACUGUAGAGAAAAAAAAGCUUAAUGUGUGUGUAAGAGGUGAUUUUCACACUUUUCGGGAAGCUUCUUAAGACUGAGGGUUCAGACGGCCAACUGUAGCACAUCUCCAUCCCGGCCCCACACCCAGCAGGUGAUAAACAAGGCAAUAAUGAAGGAUCGACUAUGCAAAACGCACUUGUUAAUUUCUUCCCUUUUUUUUAUUUAUAAUAUAAAUACAACAUCGAUACUA
Molecule: messenger RNA, 2938 nt
Organism: Oncorhynchus kisutch (coho salmon)
Lineage: Eukaryota; Metazoa; Chordata; Actinopteri; Salmoniformes; Salmonidae
Product: KICSTOR complex protein C12orf66 homolog
Exons: 3
Coding region: 739-2088 (449 amino acids)
Biological process (GO): negative regulation of TORC1 signaling; protein localization to lysosome; cellular response to glucose starvation
Cellular component (GO): KICSTOR complex
Source: RefSeq, a predicted model, not a curated record